This is a messenger RNA of Tuber melanosporum (Perigord truffle), 2025 nucleotides long. RefSeq lists its product as uncharacterized. The record is from RefSeq and is a predicted model, not a curated record. The coding region runs from base 71 to 1570 and encodes 499 amino acids. Gene Ontology annotation, cellular component: nucleus. Gene Ontology annotation, molecular function: DNA binding. The transcript has 4 exons. Lineage: Eukaryota; Fungi; Ascomycota; Pezizomycetes; Pezizales; Tuberaceae.
AUUAAUUUCUGUGGGGAAAAAUAAUAAUUCAUCUCCCUUCUUGAGCACCCGUCGUCAACCAUCGCCAACCAUGACGAAAAAGAAGAAGAGGCAAAAUCCUGAAGCUGAGGACCUCCUCGCCCGGCCAUGGUGCUACUACUGCGAACGUGACUUUGACGACUUGAAAAUACUAAUCGCACAUCAAAAAGCAAAGCAUUACAAGUGUGAGCGAUGCGGACGGCGGUUAAAUACAGCAGGCGGACUGCGCGUCCACAUGGAACAAGUGCACAAGGAGCAACUUGAAGCCGUGGAUAACGCCCUAGCAGGUCGGGAAUCGAUAGACCUGGAGAUAUUCGGGACAGAGGGGAUACCGGAGAAUGAGGUGAAUGCGCACAAUCAGAGAAUUCUAGCUGCCGUAGCGCAGAGAGAAGCCGAUCGCCGGGCGGCGAGCGGGCAAUCUGGGAAUACGCCCAAGAGGCCAAAGGUCGACAUUAGCAGGGACUUGGACCCAGAGAAUAUUAAGAAGAAGUUGGAGGCGCAUAAGAAGGCCAUGGCUGCUGCGGCUGCAGGCAGUGGAGUUGCGGGCGCUGGGCCGGGGGGUGUGAGCCCAGUGUCAGCUGUGGGUGGGAGAAGUGCGAGUCCAGGGAAAGCGGGCGGGUAUGAGCAGCAGCAGCCACCGGCUGCUGGAUUUCAAAAUCCGGCCCCGGCCCCUUUUCAACAGGGUGCGUAUCCAGUUCCGCAGGCACCUGCAUACCCUGCUGCACCAGUCUAUUCUCCGCAGGGCCAGGCAACUUAUCCAGCACCUUAUCAUCAACCACCCUUCCAGCAACCCCCGGCAUCUUUUGGUCGAGGAGCUCCCGUUCCACCUGGUCCGGGAUACACCAACUUUCAACCUUCGGGUCCUCAUGCUGCACAACCUCCUUUUGGUCCAAAUGGUGGACCCGGGUAUAACCCAAAUCCGCACAAUCAGUUCCAAUCCCAGCAGGGACCACCGCCCCCGCAACAACAUAUUCCACGUGCUCCAUCUUCCCUCCCUCAGCCCCACCAAAUUCCUGGCCUUCCCCCACGGCCCAACGCGCCUGGACUCCCACCCCGACCUAAUUUCAGCGGUGCACCCAUGAACAAUCCCGGCUUUGGCCGCGGGGGCGGAGGUUGGAACCAACAGCAGCAACAAGGACAAGGUCAAAUGUACCCUCAAACCGGUGGAGCUAACUCUAGUUUCGCCGGAGCGGGGGGUUACACACCAAACGGCCCUCUACCGCAAUCAUAUAACCAACCAUCUUAUCCACAACAGCAGCAGCAACCGCAGCUCGUGAGCCAUAGUUAUCAGCCACACAACACCAACGGCCACGGUCACGCGCACGGCAGAGGCGGGGGUCCCAUCACCGAGGAAAACAAGCCCGCGCUGGAAACUACCCAGAGUCGUCUUCCCGACGCCCAACCUGCCGAAAAGAAAAAGGGCGAGAGGGAGAAGCCUAAGAGGGAGACUAAAAUGGUGUAUGCGGAUAAUGAGAUCAGUCCCGAUGAAAAGAGAGCAAUGCUACCGAGGUACGAGUAUCAUCCUCCCAAGACGGUUGAGGUUUCGAAUUAGUUGCGUGAGCACCUUACCUUACCUUACCUUACCGGCGGGGGGAAUUGAAAUUGAGAGAAAGUGAGUGUGGAGGCCUGUGGCUUAUUUUCACCAUAUUGUUCUUGGGGUUUUAUUCGGCGUUUACCAUUUUUCCUCGCUUCUUCCCCCGACCUCCGUUAUGCCCUACGGCUUCGGGACACACAACGGCGAGUAACAAUUGUUUCAAAAACUCCUUUUUAUCUUAUCGACCAGGCAUCUCAUUCGUUAUCACUCUACAACUGUCUACCCACCGACGAGAUGAGAAGAGACCGAGUAGAAAAAGAAAUGAAAAGAAACGCAAAAUGCAAAAACCUAAUGGCGGUCAGUCGUAGUCUUUCUUAAGUGUUGCAAUGUCCUGUUUUGUUGUCGUUUGGUCUGGUUUUUUGUUAGUUUUGUUUCCUUUUUUCUGCGCGCAUCAUAUCAUACUUUCCUCCUCA